Messenger RNA from Tricharina praecox, 1031 nucleotides. RefSeq lists its product as uncharacterized. The record is from RefSeq and is a predicted model, not a curated record. The coding region runs from base 334 to 906 and encodes 190 amino acids. Lineage: Eukaryota; Fungi; Ascomycota; Pezizomycetes; Pezizales; Pyronemataceae. The transcript has 4 exons.
CCUAACUACGGUACUACGUCGGCGAAUGCGCCGAGAUGGCUUGGAUCACGGAUGCACAUUCCACAUCCCACAGAAGCGCGGAUGCGAUGCGUACUUCCGAGGCAGUGUCAGUGCCAGUGCGCGCUGUGUGGCUGGCCGCUGGCCGACGACCAAGCCCCGGCCGUAUGCACCAUGUACUGCGUACUGGUAUACGGUAUACCCACGCUGGCGAUGGCCCGAUGGGAGAGGCUGUGUGGAAUGCCUAGGAAUAUAGUAGGGCUGCGAUGGCCCUGAUUGAAGGCGUAUGUACAUACCGGCCCAUUGCCGGAACAGUGGCAUAUUCCCGCACGGAGCAUGCACGCAUGGGCGUCUCUGUUGAUAUUCAUACCGGUAUUUGGAACUUGGUCUCGGCCGUCCAGUAUUGUACCAGGAACAGCUGAUAAGUCGUGCCUCACCACCAUUACGAAUUAUAAGCGCCAGGUUAGGCACCACUUACUCAUACACCCGAGUGCAAAGCUCACACGAUAUCACUCAUAUAACCACAUUGGGACCAGUUGCCUAUUACUCAUGGAGGUGGUAACGACUCAAGGCUCCCUCCUUGUACUCUACAUAACUACAGGCUACCGAUACUGCACUGGAAAAGCUCGACUUGUAUCAUUGUAUCAUACCUAUGGUACCUACUCGUACACAGAUACCGGUGGGCGCGUCUCCUUCCCCCGUCUCAGGCUCUCAGCUCGAACUAUCAGGAGGGGGCACCAACAAACAAAUCACGAACGAGCAAGUCGCUACCUAUCGCCAUUCAUUCAUACCGCCAUGCGGAGUGGAGCAGAGACCGUCCGCGAGACCGUCCGCGAAACCUGCCGCAAGCAGGCUCGGAGCCUCCCCCGAAAGCGGCUGCCCGCCGAACACCACGGUUGCACCGAGUGACACAACUUCGCAUAUUGCCCCCCUCCCCUGGAAUAAUCAAACCUUGAAACCUCUUGUCACUGGUUAAUAUCGAGCAGUAUCUGCGGGCGUAUGUACAUAUGUGUCUAUGCAGCGUACGGGUAUCG